UGCCCGUGGCUGUGUGUGGCGGAACAUCGCACGGAGCGCAACAAAAAAAAAAAAAAAACGCGCGAAUUUUUCUUUGAUUCACGGAAGUGAUGCAGUACAAAUCUGCAUAAAAACACUAAUGGGAGCUGGAGCGUCAGCAGCGGCCAGCGAGACGCCUGGUGGAGACCUUCGACUUCCAGCAUCGGGGCUGCGUUUCACCACAAAUCAGCUUCGAACUCUAAAUUCCUAUGUCGAGACUCUGUGGGAAGAUGAUCAGAAAGGAAGAAUAUCGACGGAAACCGAGAGCGCUGUUGAGAGUUUGGUCCAGAGAAUCGUGGAUGGGGCUGGACGUCGGGACCCCAGGUUCGGAUGUUCUCACCUCAUCGCUUUGCAUCGUGGAAAGAAGAUGAGGUCCCGGUCCUUGGAGUACCUAGUGACCCUGGACUCUCUUCCGGUACUGAACUCUAACGACGAAUGUCGUCUCCAUGACGGUCCAACUGGUUACGGCCGGGUCCGGCUGACGGGGAGGGAUGCUGAGAAAUGGGAAGAAUUUCUGACACCUGCGGGAUACUUGUGCCGAGACAAAAUAGUAGAGCGUUGGGUGGGGUUGGUGGCGCGCAGUGCGGGCGCGCGGGGCGGGGGCGCAGGCCGGGCCCUCGCCGCGCGGGCCGCUCUCAGGGCGGUACCCAACCAAUACUGCUACCUGGAGAGGGCAUCAUCAGGUUUCACCAGUAUCGACCGUCGUCUGGCCAUCGUGGAAGGGGCGGUGUGGGUGAUGGUCCGCGUCGGGGGCGGGGAGGCUGAAGCCAAGCUCGUAUUGGGAGCCAGGGUCCAGGGCUGCCACCCACAGGCCUACACAACCAGAGUGCCUAUAACACAUCCGUUGGCGUUGCUACAUUACACUGCUGCUCAGGGGAUGUAUUAUGCCGUCACGGCAGGACCCCCUCUGAGCGCGGCCUGUCCGGACCGGACCUCCACUUGGCAACUCUGGCAUCCGGCGCUGGAGGCCACCUUGGACGCUCACUGCUCUGAGCUGUCCACGGUGGCCAGGAUCGCUGGAGCUUUGAACGCUCUGGUCGAUAAAAUGAGAGAACAGAGUCACCAGGGCAGUCUCCGAGCUACCAGUCGCUACCUGGUGCAAUGCGCUCUCCGGCGUCGCCUGGACCGGUGUGCGGGCUACGCCACGGCGGCCGCGCGGUGCUGCCCCGGGGCGCACGCGUCACACCACCUGCUGCUCGUACUGGAUUCUUUGCUAUCGAUAUGCGAGCGCGGCGGAGUGGCCGGGUAUGUGCACCCCACGGACCGCGGGUGCCUGGUUCGUCGCGGCGCGGGGGACGCUGACUGGGACAAUGACGCUGUCUGUAUCGCAAGUUGCUUACGGAACUUGAACAGAGUUGCAGGUGAAGAAAUUCCCCUCACCCCAGCAGAAUCUUUGGAACUAGCGCUUUUCAACCGCUGGGAGAAUUUGAAUCGAGAACUUAAAGCUUCUGUCGGCUCUACAAGCACGUACUCUAGGAGACAAAUACGCUACUUAUGGAGAGUCGCCACUGAGCUUGUUAAAUGCAAAAGUAUGGUUUAUUCGGAACCUCAGAGCAAUUUCAAAAUUAACUUAAUACAGAUGACGUCACCGAACAGCGAAGCAAUAGAAGACUUGAUACACAUUCUGGCGAUAAUGCUGGAUCAGGCCAGAGACUUAUACCUGAAUGGUCUCCAGUCCAGGACCUUGAAGGAGUUUGACCGGGAAACGUCUGUGUAUAGAUCAAAAAAGUGGAACAAACUAAAAAGCUACUACGAUGCUUCUUCGGCGUGUCUCAUAGAUGCUGUUAGACGUGACCCUGAUCUGCAGAACCAAGACUUGACCAACCCUCAAACUUUGAUGAAGAGCAUCUUGAACUGGCUACAUAAAGGCUGUAAAGAAGACAAAAAAUAUUUAGCACCGGUCCUGAAGCCAUACUUAGAUGGUCUUUUCAAUUCGUCUCUGGAGAAUUCUUGGUUUUUAGAAGACUUUGAGAUGAAGCAGUCAUCAUCGGAGCAUGAUGGUUUGAAAGAGUUCUGCCUUGGGGUUCAUGAUGGAAACAUUGAUCCUUCCAUGGGAUUGUUGGAAGUGGCCAAAAAGUACACUUGGGCCAAAGUUAUGGUGGACUUUGUGGAGAAGUUUCGGCAUAUCGAGUUUCGCGUGGUGUUCCCCUCAAGUGGAGGGGCGGCGGUGUGCGCACCCCCUCCGCCCCGAAGCGCGCCCUCCUCCGCACGGACCCUCACGCUCACUGCCGCCCGAAAGUCGGAAGCCAAACUAAGGCUGGCGGAGAGGUGCGUCAUAGGCGCCUUCCACGACGCACUUACCUUUACUAAGAGCGGUAUUCCACGCCACGAAAGCGAAGAAAUUCUUGCAAGCGUCAAAUCGGGAAACUACUGGAGGAACUCUGCCAAGCCUGAUAUCAUACCCUCGACAUCGUACCAAGACGUCUCCAAGCUGAACUUGGAACCCAAGCACAGAAGAUCUCGGAGGAACCGACCGGUGACGUCAUAUUUUCCAGAAAUUUCCAUCACAAAACAAGGUGACGCCAAGACCUUGAGGAGAAAAUACCAUACGUUGAAGAGUCUAGUAUACACUGAACCCGUGGAGAGUAUCAAAGAGUUAAGAAAGCGACCACGGUCUGCUGGGUCUACUCUCAGGAAUAAGGAGGCUCUCAGUAGACCUAGUCUUUUGGAAACUUUGGAUUUUAUUAACAGCGUAAAGGAUGCUUUAAGUGUCGGAGAGUCUGGCGCGUCUGAUGCCGAGGAGUCGGCGUGGUCGCCGGCGGACGAGUGGCUCGUGGGGCAGACGGCGCCGCUGAGUCUGCUGGGCGCGCACUCCGCGGGGGACACUCUUCAUUUGGCUCUGGCCGAUUUCAUACCGGCUCUGUUGAAUCGAGGAAAGUUUACUGUCCUGCAGGAGCUGUGCGCGCGGCUGGGCGCGGGCGGCGAGGGCGCCCUGCUCGCGCUGCACCGCCUGGCGCGCGCGGCGAGGUCCCGGAGCAGCGAGCGCGCCGCCAGCUCUUGGAGACUUCCUGAAGCAUACCCCAGCAGGUUGGAGUCGGUGCAGACGUACAAAACGAGGUCACCAGACCAUGAAUCAGGGGAUGAAGAGCCUCCACCGCCGCCGCCGUUACCGCGCAGGUCCAGCAGGAGACAGAUAACCUACACGGAAUACACCGCCCUCCCCCCCCGAUCCCCCGCCGCCGUCACCAACCCCCUCUACGAUGUGACCACGACGCUACCCAAACACAAACUCACAGUCAAACGAUCGAAGUCCUUAGGCAGGAGUUGCAGCACAAAACUGGGGGACGGUUUCAGGACUUUGGGCCACAGGAGUAGGACUAACGACGUGCUGACGGCCACCGAGGGCAUGAGCGGAGCCACGGGAGUAGAGUCGAAAGGAUAUCUGUUCUAUCGUUACAGCACUGCGGAUGUCGUUGGUGACUCCUACAGAGUACAUAGAGCCACUAUUGAGUGAUUCUCCGAGUGGGACUCCUAUAAGGACGUGUAGGAUGUGGUGCAGAGUCCUAGAGCAAGGGCAGAUGGAGAGGAAACUAAAUAAAGAUGCUGCUUCAGACCAAUGAUUUAUAAUCCACCACAGUAGCUUUUGUCACAUCGCAAUAAGAACGGAAAAUGGGACUCUUUAUAGAUGGACAGGAAAACUCACGAUCCACUAGUUACCAGAUAUCGGAACACGUGCCACUACCCGCCUUGAGACAUGAGUCGGAGUCUCAAUUGUGUAACGGCUGUCUCAUCCUUCAAAUACAUGAUGGCUUCGUGCAAUAAAACAGUGGACACAGUGGCUGCUCCCGAGGGUGUAAGUGAAGGAAGAGUUAGAGCUUCGUCGAAACUUUGUUCCACAGGUAAUGAAGACGUGCUUAGAGUGAAUAGUGUGAAUUAUUAAAAUAAAUUUUAGUCGGA
Molecule: messenger RNA, 3915 nt
Organism: Bombyx mandarina (wild silkworm)
Lineage: Eukaryota; Metazoa; Arthropoda; Insecta; Lepidoptera; Bombycidae
Source: RefSeq, a predicted model, not a curated record